AGUUUUUGGUCACUGGAGUAGAUUGAGAGAGAACUCGGAGAAGCUCGGUUAUGCAGCAACCGCAGUCAUCGGCGCCGGCGCCGGCGCCGUCGCAAGAUCAAAGGCUGAAUUCCAGCGGCGGUGAUGGGGAAGAAGCAGCGGAGGCGCCGCCCAAGCAGGUGGCGCUGGCCAUGGACCGGCUGUCGCGCGCCGCGCGGCUGAUUGCAGACGUCCGGCUCGGCGCCGACCAUCUUCUCGAGGCCCUCUUUCUUGCUGCCGCCGAUGCCCCCCGGCACCAGUGCAACAAGGCGGUGCAGCUCAUUGUCAAGGAGGAGACCUCCAUGCGCAAUCACUUUAACGAACUCCGUGCCCUAGGGAAGCAAUUGGAGGAAUCUGGGGUUUUGAAUGGAUCUUUGAAAUCUCGGGGGAAUUCAUGGGGUUUGCAUAUGCCUCUGGUUUGCCCGGAUGGUGCUGUUGUUGCUUAUGCUUGGAAACGGCAGCUCGCAGGCCAAGCCGGCGCAUCGGCUGUGGACAGGACUAGAUUAGCUCUAAAGGCAUUUACUGAUCAAAAGAGGCGGUUUUUUCCUCACCUUGAAGAGGAACCCUUGGGGCAAGCUUGUGAUGGGGAUGUUGGAGUUGCCAAGAAGCAUUGUGGUUCUCGACAAUUGUCCAUGUUUCACAGAGAGGAACAUAGUGAAGAAAAGAAGUUGUCUGAUAUCUUGAUGAAUGCGGAACAUGAAGUACCCAACAUGAGAAUCUUCACAUACCAGCGCCUUGAUUGGUUGAAAAGAGCUUCCUCAUUGUCUUCUUCUGCAAAUGAUAAUUCACUGGACCCAUCGAAGGAACAGAAUGUUGUUAAUCAUGCAAAACUAAGAUCAGGUUCACUAAUUGCUGCAACUGCAGAUCAGAUUGCUGUCAUUGAGAUGUUAGUGCCUUCUGUUUUUAGGGCAGUUGUGUCAUUGCAUCCAGCUGGAUCUACAAACCCUGAUGCAGUUGCAUUCUUCUCUCCUGAUGAGGGAGGUGAUUAUGUUCACGCUAGAGGUUCCUCUGUUCAUCAUGUUUUCAGGCAUAUUACGGAAUAUGCUGAUAAGGCGUUGCAGCAUUUUAAUAGUGUGGAAACUAAUACGUCAUUUCCUUUGCUUUUGCAUUGGAUCUACAAUUAUCAAACACUGUUUUCCAAGAAUUGCAGUAAAUGUGGGCGCCUUCUAAUGAUGGAUAAGUCCUUAGCUUUGCUCAUGCCUCCUGUGUACCGUCCCUAUCGGCAAAUUGCUACUGCCAACUUUAACUCAGUUCAAUCAACAAUAUCAGCUACAGAUCAUACAGAGCUCAAUACUGCAUUUCAUAUUGGAUGUUAUUCUGAAGAAGGAUAGUAAUGCUGGUCUGAUGCCUCAACUUUUCUGCUCAACUGACUACAUGUGGUUAUUGAUAGUUUCUAUUGCCCUAGUAAGCAUCCUUUGUUUUGUUGAAUUUAUAUUAAAUUUUGUAAGCCAAUCCUUCAGGCUAAGUGUUAAAAAUGGUUCAAAAAUACGUGUACACUUCUGCUAGUUCUCUUGCACCAGUUUCUGUUGCACCAGUUUCUGUCAUGCUGACAAAACAUUUUGAGGUCAAGUAUUACUGGUGGACAAAAUUUUUGUCAUGUUGGUUUCAUCGUAUAUAAUGUGAAAUUUCCUCACUUACACUCUUUCAGAAAUUGCUGGUUGCCAACUCAUGAUGUAUGAUAUUCCAUGUCUGGGAUUGAAUUAUCUUGGUUUGUGGAAGUAGUUUGGUUUUUUGUGUAUUCACCUACAAUGGGCUUUUUUUAAAAGAAUUUGUUUUCUGUUCUUUCAGGGCUUGUUGUAGUGAUCAGUUUGAAUUAUAAUUAUGACUCAAUAGUUUACACAAAAUGAGAGUCCCCCUCUCAUCCCAACUUUGUUCCAAUUUUUCCAAUAGUAGUCUUUGAUGGAAUCAAAGUCUUGUGAAUUGAAUUUCUCACAAUGUGUUCAAUGUUCCCCACUCCAUGCUUGUUUGCUAAUCAGUGUAUUCCAUGAAUUUGGAUGUCAGGUGCUCCUGAAAGGAAGAAUAUGAGUCCACAAUUGUGAGGUUUUUUUUUUUAAUUAAGAUUGAUGGCUUAAAUAAAUGAUCCUUUUAAUAUAUUGGUUGUCUGGAUUCACCGGCAAUGAUAGGUUUUUGGCAAGAGAUCCUUUGAUUUAUUUUUGUAUCAGGAAAAAGAACGAUAAGAAAUUUCUCUCCUUUGCUUCAACCGUGUUGUUUGGCAACUUUGGACAAAAGAAGGGAUUCAGCUUGCAACCUAAUAAUUACUUCUGAAGAACCACGGUUUGGAUGGAUUUUAAAUACUCCAGAAGAGUUCGGGGUUUUUUUGUAAUAAAUUCUAAUUUAUUCUGGAUAAGUUGCAAAGUUUUGUGUGCAAUGUUACUGCUAUCUGAUAAAUGCAUCAUCCUUCUAUGA
Molecule: messenger RNA, 2424 nt
Organism: Dioscorea cayenensis subsp. rotundata (Guinea yam)
Lineage: Eukaryota; Viridiplantae; Streptophyta; Magnoliopsida; Dioscoreales; Dioscoreaceae
Product: mediator of RNA polymerase II transcription subunit 27
Exons: 7
Coding region: 51-1349 (432 amino acids)
Biological process (GO): regulation of transcription by RNA polymerase II
Cellular component (GO): mediator complex
Molecular function (GO): transcription coactivator activity
Source: RefSeq, a predicted model, not a curated record